Molecule: messenger RNA, 1722 nt
Organism: Ustilaginoidea virens
Lineage: Eukaryota; Fungi; Ascomycota; Sordariomycetes; Hypocreales; Clavicipitaceae
Exons: 3
Coding region: 1-1722 (573 amino acids)
Biological process (GO): signal transduction
Cellular component (GO): nucleotide-activated protein kinase complex; cytoplasm; nucleus
Molecular function (GO): protein kinase binding
Source: RefSeq, a predicted model, not a curated record
AUGGCCCGUUACACGUUCAAGUGGGCGAACCCCACUGCUGACACGUCCGACGUCCUCGUCACGGGCUCCUUUGACGGGUGGACGAAGUCGGUCAAGCUGGACCAGGAGGCGGGCGUCUUCCUCAAGACUGUCGAGAUUCCGGAGGAACAUGCCUCGAGCAAAAUCUACUACAAGUUCGUCGUCGAUAACAACUGGACCAUUGACGAGUCCUUACCACACGAGCCAGAUCACGAGGGCAACGUCAACAACUUCUUGACCCCCGACCAUCUCGUCUUGCCAACAUUGUCUGCGCCAGCUGAAUUAACCGCAGAAGCUCCCUUCCUCAACACCGUCUCUCCUGACUCCACCACCGUCGUCGAAAUGGCCAAGAACAAGAAGAAGGGCAAGGCCGCCAACAAGCAGCCCGCCGCCGUCGGCUCUGUGGCUGCCGUGCCUGAGACCCCGGAACCGAUGGCAACCCCCUGCGAUGUUCCAGGUGGCUUCCCCGUGACUCCGGCCGCUGAGGAUGCCGACCUGCAGGACAAGACUGUCAGCAUCAGCCCUCUCCCCGCCACUGCCGGCAUCGGCAACCCCAUCAAGCUCGCCCCCGGUGAAAAGAUUCCCGAUUCCAUCACCUCCCAAGACAUUCAUCAACAUGUCAAACUGGACAAGGAAUCCUACGACCAGAGCGACGCGUUGCCCACCGCCCCCGUGCUGAGCACCGACCUCCCCCCAGUAUCCGGCACCAUGAUCCCCGAGUCUAGCCUGCCCAUGGGCGACCAGAGUGACGUCAACAACCCCGUAAUCAGCUCCGUCGGUCCCGACGCCACCACCAUUGCCCUCGCUGGCCAGGUCCCUCUGGAACCCAAGGUGCCCGUGGUCGUCAGGGAGAGCCAGGAGAAGGCUGGUGUACCGCCCGAGGCCUCUGCUGUCGCGGGAACCGUUCAGGACAAGGCCAAGGUUGAGGAAGAGAUCAAGGCCAAGGUGCCCGAAGCUCCAGCUGCAUCCGCGGGGACGGACAAGGGGGAGAACGCCGGCACCAUUCUCGCCACCGCCGCGGCGGCUGGCAGCGCCGCCGUUGCCGCCGCCGUUGCCGCCGUCACCAAGCUUUCCGAGGAUGCCACGCCCGUCGUCAACAAUGCCAUAAGCGCCACUACUGAAACCAUCAGCAAGACCCUGCCCGAGUCUGUCCUGAGCAGCCUUCCUGUCUCGGCGCAAGAGGCCCUCGCAGCCGGCAAGGACAGCCCCCUUGACGACGUCUCCCCUGAAGUUCCCGAGAAAGUCAAGGACUCAAUCGCCGAAGCCGGCGGGAGCCCCGAAGCAGCCGCCAGUACAUCCGCUGUCCAAGAGAAGAAGGCGGUAGAGGCCGAGCUUCUGAAGGAGGUUGAGAAGAAGCCUGCUGCUGACGAGUCUUCCAAACCCGCCGGCGACUUGGCUCCCGAGACCACUGCUGCCACGGCUGCCGCCGCUGCCGUGCCCUCGCCCGCCGAGGCUCAGCCAUUCGAAGCAAAGCCAUUUCCCGUCAAGAUUGAGCCUACUGGUCCUUCUGUCGAGGCUCCCACCGUUGCGACCCCCGCCGUCAACGGCAACGGCAACGGCAACGGGGUCGAGGCCAAGGCCACGGAGCCUGCGGCUGCCAACGGCACCUCGUCCGACUCCAAGCCAGCUGAUUCAACCCACGAGAAGAAGAAGAAGAAUCGCUUGAGCGUCAUGUUUGGCAAGCUCAAAGCCAAGCUGAAGUAG